AUGGAGGUAGUGCUGAUCUUUCUAUGCAGCCUGUUGGCCCACAUUGUCCUGGCCGGUGCAGUUGAGAGGGAGAAGGAAAUUGACCCUUUUCAUUAUGACUACCAGACCCUGAGGAUUAGGGGGUUGGUAUGUGCUGUGGUCCUCUUCUCCACUGGGAUCCUCCUUAUCCUAGGUUGCAGAUGCAAGUGCAGUUUCAAUCAGAAGCCCGGGACCCCAGGAGAGGAGGAAGCCCAGGUGGAGAACCUCAUCACUGCAAAUGCAACAAAGCUCCAGAAAGCAGAGAGCUGAACGAAGUGCAGCCCUCCAGUGGGAAGCCUCUGGAACCUGAAGGCAGCCGCUUGAACUUUUAGAUGCAAAUGUUGAUGCUUAAGAAAACAGCCACUUCAGCAACAAAUCUUUCCCCAAGAGAAGCCAAUAACUUGUGUGUCCCCCCACGCCCUUCCCUGUCCCUUCUAAACACCAUUCCUCCACCUGAUGA
Molecule: messenger RNA, 478 nt
Organism: Pongo pygmaeus (Bornean orangutan)
Lineage: Eukaryota; Metazoa; Chordata; Mammalia; Primates; Hominidae
Product: FXYD domain-containing ion transport regulator 6-like
Exons: 1
Coding region: 1-288 (95 amino acids)
Biological process (GO): regulation of sodium ion transmembrane transporter activity
Cellular component (GO): membrane
Molecular function (GO): sodium channel regulator activity
Source: RefSeq, a predicted model, not a curated record